This is a messenger RNA of Lottia gigantea (owl limpet), 1521 nucleotides long. RefSeq lists its product as hypothetical. Gene Ontology annotation, cellular component: hemoglobin complex; extracellular region. The coding region runs from base 494 to 958 and encodes 154 amino acids. Gene Ontology annotation, biological process: oxygen transport. The transcript has 6 exons. NCBI's taxonomy places the organism in Eukaryota, Metazoa, Mollusca, Gastropoda, Lottiidae. The record is from RefSeq and is a predicted model, not a curated record. Gene Ontology annotation, molecular function: heme binding; oxygen binding.
CCUUUUUGGCCGACAAGACUCCGUGUUAUUUCAUUAAGUUAAUAUGAGAAUUUUGAAGGAGAAUCGGGUUUUCAUCCCACAAGAUAGAUUUUAAAAAUGCAUCCAAGCGAGACAUAAUUAUAAUUUCGGGGAAGACGUACAUUUAGUGUGUUAAAAAGUGAUUUCAACAUUGAACAAAUCAUCCUUCAAUAGAUUCUACAUUUUCUUACAGAUAUUCAAAAUUGCACUCUCUAUGCCCUGUUGAUAAAUAACGAUUUAUUUUCGUCAUUCGACCGGUAUAUACAAAAUGGAAUAUUCACUAUAGGAAAAGUUGCGUAAUCUGUCUGUGAAUGACCACGUCAAGAUGACACCACCAUCAGAUAACGUUCAACAAAGAUAACGAUGCAUGAAGUCACAUAAAAUACAAAGGUUUUUUUAAGUGUAAAAGUUCAUAUUUAUACGAGAUUUGCGACAAUUUUUCAUCAUAAUUACCACAUAGACCGAAGGCUUCAAAAUGACGUGCGAUGUAACUGGAUUAACCGAUGCUGAGAAAUCAACUAUCAGAGAUUCUUGGCAGUUGCUGAGCUCAAAGAAAAAGGAUAAUGGGAUGGCAUUAUUCAUGACGUUAUUUUCUUCAUAUCCACAAUCUUUGCAUUAUUUCCAUGAGUUUGACGGGAAAAGUAUUGAGGAACUGCAAGGGAUGUCUGAUAUGAGAGCACAUGCCACGGCAGUUAUGUAUGCUAUGGAUUCUCUAGUAGAUAAUCUAACAGACCCCCAUUGCAUGUUAGGUUUGAUCAAGAAAAUCUCCAGGAACCACAAAGCCCGGAAUAUUGGGAAAAAGGAUUUUGAGGAGCUCCGUGCCCUGUUCGGUGGAUAUCUUGAUAAACAACUAGGAGAUCAAGCAACCAGUGGAAUAAAAGCAGCUUGGGAUAAAUUUUUAACUGUUUUAAAUAACCAAAUCGAGAAGGAUCAAGCUUAACAACGUUGGGGUAUUUUGACUUUGCUUUUGCUUGUGUGCUGCAUUAUACUGAAAAUUGACAUUCGUAUUAAACUUUUGCUCUGCCUCUCUGAAUUGUUGUACAUCAAACCAUAUGGAAUGAUGAAGUCCUGUGUUAAUCAGGUAAAAACUAAAAGUUCCAAAGAGAACUUUUUAUAAAAGCGGACAACUGAACGAAGGGCUGUUGAAUUUAACCGCAUCUUAACCGCUUAUGUUUGCAGAGUGCAAAAUUGCUUCCAGUAUUGUUCGGAAAUCGGGUGUGUGCCAAUGUAAGAGUGUAUUGAAAUCAUCCUUUCAUCCUGAGUCAUGUACAAUUUUAAUAAUAACUACCCCGGAACAACUCGAACAUUGAUGCCUGUUUAUAUAAAAUGAGAAACAUUGAUAAAGCUUGAUGUUUGAGAAGGUUUAAGUAAUGUUCCUCAUUACGACAUAUGUUGACUUGUAUUUCCCAACUCUCUUCGCUGCAAUAUAGAAUCUCAAUGCUCCUCAACCGCUUUGCACGAUAUGUAUGUUUUGUAAAGAUUUUAGAUUAAAUAUUUAAAGGU